Molecule: messenger RNA, 762 nt
Organism: Ylistrum balloti
Lineage: Eukaryota; Metazoa; Mollusca; Bivalvia; Pectinida; Pectinidae
Exons: 3
Source: RefSeq, a predicted model, not a curated record
AUGUAUCGAAAAUACUAUCAAUGUUUUAUGGUAUGUGUCUGCGGAAAGAUAUCGUAAGGUUCUGUUGAUAAACGAAUAACUUAAGAUGAACAGUAGCUGGAUGUGUGAUUUAUUUCGCAGUGAUAAAAUGAUAAUAUACUUGAAAGCAUGGGGUAGAUGAUGGUGAAUUCGAAAACCCCAUUAAUCAGCCGAGUGACUCAAUUUCUUAGUGAAUUGCUUCCAAAGUGGAAAAGUUUUAGUUUUAGCGACCAAAUGAAGACCAAGAAUUUCUAUAUAUGUCUCCUAUUCAUAGCUGCUACUUCCACCUCCAUAUGGCUACUGACCAAUCCCUCACCAAACCUGCAUACCAUUGUCACACAGACACACAAACAGAUCAACAAUAUUAAAAACAUCCCGACCAACAUUAGAUCUUCCAAUGAAGAAGAAUUUAAAGUGGACCAUAUCUACCUUGAUCGACUGGGAUUUUAUGAUAAGGAGGCUAAGGUGGUUGAUGGUGAGGUGAAGGAAACUCCCAUUAUUGGAACUUCGGCAUUGCCUGGCAAUUACGAAGAAGCCCUGAAGUUUGUUAAAUCAACCCAAAAGAUUCUGCCUCAACAAAAAAUCCUUAUUUAUGAUCUUGGAAUCAGUACAACAGAAUCUCAACAGAUGGUUAAAUUCUGCAACAAGACAAGGACAUGCAGUCUGAAAGUGUUUCCAUUUGAAAAAUUCCCUUCACAUGUGAGAUACCUGGAUACUAAAAGCUAUAGGCCUUUGGCCAUACAG